UUUCCACCGCACGAGAGAGUGAAACACAACAGAGUCAAACCGCAGAGAGACACACGCAUCAGCACAAGCGGAGCAGCUUUCAAUGAAUGAGCCGGCGGCAGCAACAUGCGCUUCUCAGCCACGCCUGCCUUGAACAACACCGCAAACUAGGAUACAAGGUCCCCCGGCGGGCUGGUUCCUCUCCGUCUUGCAUCACCUCCUUUAUCUCUUCUCCUCCUCUGAACUCCGAAGCCCUUUGAGGACCGAGGCCAUGGCACCGUUUUCCUCUCCCGUCCUCCUCCUGUCUCUCGUCCUCCUCCUUUCUCUGCCUCGAUCCAUUUCUCCCGAAUCCCAGCGAGAAGAGCCGUCUCUGCAGCCCUCCGUCGCUCCAGAAGCUCCUUCAGAACUUCAGAGUAACCUGACCGAUGAAGGCGACGGCGCUGCUCCGAACAAACCGUGCACCGAUCUGGUGGAGUGCAGGCCUGGGAUCAUCCUGCCUGUGUGGAAGCCCGUCAAUCCCGGUCUGGGAGAGCAGAUCGUCCGGGCCGUCGUGUAUUUCGUCUCUCUCAUGUACAUGUUUCUGGGGGUGUCCAUCAUCGCUGAUAGGUUCAUGGCAUCUAUAGAGGUCAUCACGUCACAGGAGAAAGAGGUGACCAUAACCAUGCCAAAUGGAGAAACGUCAGUGGCCACGGUCAGAAUCUGGAACGAGACCGUGUCUAAUUUGACCCUGAUGGCUCUGGGAUCAUCCGCCCCUGAAAUCCUGCUGUCGGUCAUCGAGGUGUGUGGUCAUGGGUUUGAGUCCGGUGAGCUGGGUCCGGGCACCAUCGUGGGCAGCGCUGCCUUUAAUAUGUUUGUGAUCAUCGGAAUCUGUGUGUGGGUGAUUCCUGACGGCGAGGUGAGGAAGAUCAAACAUCUGAGAGUCUUCUUCAUCACCGCCUUCUGGAGUAUCUUCGCUUACAUCUGGCUGUACCUGAUCCUGUCCAUCAUCUCACCUGGAAUCGUGGAGUUAUGGGAAGCUCUGGUCACUCUCUGCUAUUUCCCCGUUUGUGUGAUUCUGGCCUGGAUCGCUGACCGGCGCCUCCUUUUCUACAAGUAUAUGUCCAAGCGCUACCGUGCUGACAAAAGAACAGGGGUUGUUGUUGAGACCGAGGGGGACAUGACCCCCAAAGGUAUGGAGUUGAUGAUGGAUGGCAAGUUUCCACUGAGGGGCGGAGCCAUAGGGAUCGGCAUACAGGAACAUUACCAGGAUGGAACGGGCAACACAACAGGGACCAUGGCAACUCUACCCAACUCUAACAGCACGACCGUUUACAUGGAUGGUGCCAAGGACCUGGACGAGAGCCGCAAAGAAGUGAUUCGUAUCCUGAAGGACCUUAAGCAGAAAUACCCAGAUAAGGAGUUGGAUCAACUGGUGGAAUUGGCCAACUACUACGCCCUCCUCCAUCAGCAAAAGAGCCGUGCUUUUUAUCGCGUCCAGGCCACACGCAUGAUGAUCGGGGCCGGUAAUGUACUGAAGAAACACGCAGCAGAUCAAUCUCGCCGUGCUGUUGUGGCGGGUGGUGAUGAAGCUUCAGAGGAGGAUGACCUGGCCGUCUGCAGCCGUAUCUCCUUCGAGAGCCCACACAGUCAGUGUAUGGAGAACUGCGGCUCCAUCAUGAUACCCGUGGUGUGUCGAGGAGGCCUGGGGGAGAGCACUUUCUACAUUGACUACUGUACGGAAGACGGCACAGCCAAUGCCGGCUCAGAUUAUGAGUAUUGUGAAGGGACACUGGUGUUCAAACCAGGAGAAACCAGGAAAGACAUAAAGGUGGGCAUCAUUGAUGAUGACAUCUUUGAGGAAGACGAACAUUUCUUUGUGCGUUUGCUGAACCUGCGUGUUGGUGAUGCGGAGGGUAUGUUUGAGAGUGACGAUGCGGAUCAGGCUCCCAAGGCCCGGUUGAUGGAACCGCUGAUGGCCACGGUCACCAUCCUGGAUGACGACCACGCAGGUAUCUUCACUUUCACGGACCGCCUGAUGCGAGUGAGCGAGAGCGUGGGAACCAUGGAGGUGACAGUAGUCCGGAACUCCGGCGCUCGAGGAACCGUGAUCAUUCCGUAUCACACGGAGCCCGGGACGGCCCAAGGUGGAGGGCUCGACUACGAGGACACACACGGAGAGCUGGAAUUCACCAACGACCAAACAACUCAGACCCUUCAGGUGAGGAUCAUUGAUGAUGAAGAGUACGAGAAACAUGAGAAUUUCUUCAUCGUUCUUGAGGAACCACGCUGGCUGAAGAGAGGAAUCUCAGCCCUGCUGCUGAACCAAGAAGAUCCCGAGGGACAGCUGAGUGCUGAGGAGGAGGAGGCCAGGAGGAUAGCGGAGAUGGGGAAACCUGUUCUGGGAGAGCACAGCCGGCUGGAGGUGGUGAUCGAGGAGUCCUAUGAAUUUAAGAGCACCGUUGAUAAACUGAUCAAGAAGACUAACCUGGCUCUGGUGAUCGGCACUCACUCCUGGAGAGAGCAGUUCGUGGAGGCCGUGACCGUCAGCGCAGGCGACGGAGAUGAAGACGAAGAGGAGGGUCGAGAGGAGCGUCUCCCGUCCUGCUACGAUUACGUCAUGCACUUCCUGACGGUGUUCUGGAAGGUUCUGUUCGCGUUCGUUCCUCCCACGGAGUACUGGAACGGCUGGGCCUGUUUUUUGGUGUCCAUCACUGUAAUCGGCCUCCUCACCGCCAUCAUCGGAGACCUGGCGUCACACUUCGGCUGCACCGUGGGCCUCCGGGACACCGUCACCGCCGUGGUGUUCGUCGCUCUGGGCACCUCUAUCCCAGACACAUUCGCCAGUAAAGUCGCCGCUACUCAGGAUCAGUACGCAGACGCCUCGGUGGGAAACGUCACGGGCAGCAACGCCGUCAACGUGUUUCUGGGCAUCGGCGUGGCCUGGUCCGUGGCAGCCGUGUACUGGGGCGUCCAGGACAAGAACUUUCAUGUGGAGCCCGGCUCGCUGGCCUUCUCCGUCACCCUCUUCACUAUCUUUGCCUUCAUCUGCAUGGCUGUGCUGCUGUUCCGGCGCCGGCCGUCUAUCGGCGGAGAGCUGGGCGGCCCUCGGGUCUCUCGUCUGCUCACUACGCUCCUCUUUCUUGGUCUGUGGUUCCUCUACAUCCUCUUCUCCAGCCUUGAGGCCUACUGCCAUAUCGAGGGCUUCUGAACACGCUUAUAUCAACAAAACAAAUCUAAAGAGGUUUCGAUCAACUACACACAUCAACACAAGUUUGCACACACACACACACACACUUACAAAACACUUAUGAAUCGCUGAAUGCACUAAUGCAAAUCGUUCGACUUAGCCGAGAAUCUGAGGUGAAAGAGAAAAAGAGACGGAUGAUGCUGGAGGGAGAUGAAAGAUGAGUUUAUGAAAAAGGAAGCAAAGCAUGUAGCAAAAGAGGGCGAAGAUGAGCGCGAUGCACUGUAAAGAGGGAGCGAUGCUGUAAAAUAGCGACACUUCUAUAUUGCCGUCUCUCAAGCUCAAAGGCAAAAUUGACCACUUUUAUUUCGCACUGCACGUAACAGGACUUUUUAUGGUUCAAGGGCACAAUGAAUCUGAGUAAAGAUAAAAGGCGCGUUAAGAGCUAUAGUGAUGGCAUUUUAGAUGCUAAUGAAAAUGCACCAGCAAUCGUGCUGCUCGACCGAUCCGCAGUUUCGCUUGCGACGCGCAUUAUUCCGCGCUAAAGCAAUCAUUUAUGAUUGUUGCUCGUGCAAAAAUGGCCGUAGAGUUCUUGAGUAAAAAACAAGACGGAUUGAAAGUUGUCACGUGGACUUUAAGCAUGGAGAAUUACGUUAGACCCCGGCAUUGAAUAUGCACAUUAGGAUAUGUUGUCAUUUUCUAGGGCUUCUUAUUUUAAUAUUUAAUAAAUAACAAUGCAGUCUGGUGCGACUGCACGUAGCUUUGAAAUGAUUCCACGUAAAACCAAGCACGCCGUUUGGCUAACGUUGCCAAUUGUUCGCCUGCUUGAUGACGGAACUGGGCAAAAUCAAAGUUAAAGUGCCCCUGUUAUCCGUUUUUUAAAAAUACAUCCAUCGAUAACGUCCUGCAAAGGUACAGUUAUCGUAUCUCAAAAGAAAGAGUCGAUUCUGAAUCGUUGAAGCGAAUCAUUUUUGAAAUGAGUCACAAGACGAGUCCUUGCAUGCAUUUCAUCCUGUUUUUGGACUCCCAAACCAAAACAUGAACAUUUCAUAACCCAUUAUAAGGGACACUUUAAUAGUAAUGUGAAGAUAAUACUAAAUAAUCAAAUAUUGUACGUGAAUACGUCAAAUGGAGACUCCAAGACUUUCAGUUGCUUCCUGAAAUGACAAAAAAAUCAUUUUAAUUGCAUUUUAAUGCUACAAUUAUACUAAAUAUAAACGUUUAGAACAAAAUAAUAAUAAAAAUAGUCAUAUUAUACUCCUUUUUUUUUUUAAAUAUGAAAUAUUGGCCGUUUUUACAACCUUAUUGGUAUGUAAAUAUACCACUGAUCUCACAGUCUACUUUUUUUUAGACUCAUCAGACACAGUUGUGCUCUACAAUGAAAAUAUAUAUAUAUAUAUAUAUAUAUAUAUAUAUAUAUAUAUAUAUAUAUAUAUAUAUAUAUAUAUGCAAAAAUAGUCUGGCUUAAAGUGAUAGUUCACCCAAAUGAAAUGUGUCAUCAUUUACUCACCCUCAAGUUGAUCCAAACCUGUAUGAUAUUUUAUGAUUGUCGGUGACCAAAAAGUUGUUGGUAGCAGCAUUAGCUCAUGGACGGGAGAUUAAUUGAAGAUGGAAUUAGAAAGUUAUCCAUUAGAAAAGGUCCAGUAUUCCGCUAGAUUAUCCUUCAUCAUCCGAUCGGGUCAUUUUUAAAAAAAAAUUGAGGAUUCAUCUCACACCGAAUCCAGAUACUUUUUUUUUUACAUGACUGCCUAUUCUACACCUCAACAAUCCUUCUAAUCCAACGAACGAAACAUCUUAUGACUUUGCAAUUACUGGGAUCUUCUGAAACAGACCACUGAACAUCGUAACGGUUUGAAUCUUCAGUUGUUACAUUUAUUCCGAAACGGAACACUCGACAUCAUAAUGAUUUGGAUCUUCGGUUGCUGCAUUCAUUCCGCGCUUUCGCUGCCUAGAGACAAUGGAGCUCCUCUUUUAAAAGUGUUAAUGUAAAAAAAAAAAAAUAGUCGUCACCUCCGUAUCUCCAACGGCCAAAACAUGCGCGCUAAACAUAGCAGUGUUCAGAGUACGCUAGGAAUAAAAGACAGCUCUGUCGAUGCUUGCAGUGGCUGAAUGGGUACCGUUAAAGUAACUCUCAAUACAAGUUUAUUAAAAGAGCAAAUGAUUUGGGUGUCUACGGUACACAAACUGAAGCUCGCGUUCAUUCGAUGUAUCCAAUGACUUCAAAAAGUUCUCAUAACGAAGCGCUGAAGUCAAAAUGUCACUGUACAGUUUCUCUCUGCAUUGUGUAAACCUGUCUGGGGCUUCUUGAUCUAGAACAAUUAAGUGCUGCCCGGUGAUUGGUUCUUUAUAAACACUUUAGCUGGUUGGUCCACUCGUUAUGUGUGGAGCUGAAAGCUGAUUGGUCCCUGACAGAUUCACAAUAAAAUGUUGUUUACUCGUAGAGCACUCAG
Puntigrus tetrazona (Sumatra barb) is the source of this 5592-nucleotide messenger RNA. It is a transcript of the gene slc8a2b, whose product is annotated as solute carrier family 8 member 2b. The record is from RefSeq and is a predicted model, not a curated record. Lineage: Eukaryota; Metazoa; Chordata; Actinopteri; Cypriniformes; Cyprinidae. Gene Ontology annotation, molecular function: calcium:sodium antiporter activity. Gene Ontology annotation, biological process: cell communication; sodium ion transmembrane transport; calcium ion import across plasma membrane. Gene Ontology annotation, cellular component: sarcolemma; postsynapse; axon.